GCCGCUCUUACUGAAAGUAAAUACCAAAAAUGAUUACAUUCGCAGUGCCAACUUUGAUCGUGACUCUGCUGGGGAUUGGAACUGUAGUGGCUCAACCCAGGCCGGACGACCCGUCAUGUAUGGAGGGUAACCAGAGGAAGGCCCACGAUUGUUGCCGCAUGCCGAUGCUUGUAGAGCAAAGCGUCAUGAAUCGCUGCAUGACGGAGAACCCGAUGACUCCUCCCGUUCCCGGUGUGCAACGAACAGAAGGCUGUUGCAUCGCCCACUGCGUGUUGACCACGCUCAACGCAUUCAGGGAUAACUUGAUCGACGCAGCCGCAGCCAAGCGUGCUUUGACCCAAUCCAUGGGUGCAAAUUCGAGCUUCGUUGCCCUCAUUGGAGGGGUGGUAGACGAAUGCGUAAAUCUGGUACACAACAAUGCAGCUUACAAGGUCGCUCCGGUUGCAUCCACUCCGGGUCGUCCGGGAUGCAGCUUCAUGCCGGAAGGAUUCGUCAACUGCAUCAAGGGAAGGUUCUUCCAGCAAUGCCCGACCGCUGAAUGGACGAGGGAUGCUGCAUGUGAUCAGCUGAAGCAAAAAUUAACAGCUGGAUGUUCAUUUGGGUCGUUGAUGGGCUGAACUUCGUAAGAAGGCAAGAAAUAAAGUCAGAAAUCGUGAAGCUUGGAAUUUUCAUAACUCAAAAUCGAUCUAUUUCAUUAUUCGAUCAAAAGAAAGAAUUUCCACGAGUCGAUGUUUUCAAUGCAAUUUCUAGCUGAUUGUUCUUCAAUGUCUCACCAGAGACCGUUGAUGGUGUUUAUUGUCUUACCUUCAUCAACAGAAAGCAACAGAAGUACGAAAUA
Messenger RNA from Aedes aegypti (yellow fever mosquito), 838 nucleotides. Its product is annotated as general odorant-binding protein 67. The record is from RefSeq and is a predicted model, not a curated record. The transcript is spliced from 3 exons. Lineage: Eukaryota; Metazoa; Arthropoda; Insecta; Diptera; Culicidae. Bases 30 to 617 code for a protein of 195 amino acids.